Choloepus didactylus (southern two-toed sloth) is the source of this 999-nucleotide messenger RNA. Its product is annotated as serine/threonine-protein phosphatase 1 regulatory subunit 10-like. The transcript is spliced from 4 exons. The coding region runs from base 1 to 852 and encodes 283 amino acids. The record is from RefSeq and is a predicted model, not a curated record. Lineage: Eukaryota; Metazoa; Chordata; Mammalia; Pilosa; Megalonychidae.
AUGACUGCGGAGACCCUCACAGAAAAAGGCUACAUAGAGGCAGGGAAAGAAACAGAAAAACAACAGAGAAAAGCCAAAACCAGGAUCGGGACAGACAAGCGCACACCCUGGGAUGUGAGGAGGAGGAGAGGCGGCAGCGGCCUGCGCAGCCAGGGCCUGUCGCAGCCGACCGAGCUGCGGCGUCGCGCCGGGAUCCCUCCCCCGCCGGGACCGGCGCAAGAUGGCGGCCCGGCCUCCGCCGGGCAACUUGCUCCCUCCCCCGCCCCCGGGGCGCUCCCAGCGACCCGCGCCGGCCUCGAGACCCCCAUCCCACCGCCCCCGGAGCGAGGCGUCGCAGGCCGCGCGGGAGGGCCGCUGCCUGCUGCAAUGCAAGACGGGCGGGGGCGGGGGGCCCUUACCGUGAGCGGAGCGGAUCGGUCUGACUGGGGCCCUGAGGAGGAGGAGAAAGAGGAGGAGGAAAAGGAGGAGCACGAAAACACUACACGGCGGCGGCGGCUCCCAUUGCGGAAUAGGCAGCUGAGCCGUGGGAAGGAGGGAAUUGGGGGGUGGGGGGUGGUUGUCGUGAACUCGACGCGCUGCCUCAUGGGUAGACUCCGGGUCACCCUCCGCGCGUCCGGGUUCCCUUUCUUCCCGCCGACGCGGAAAGGGGGCGCGGGCAUGUGCGCUGACUGCGGGCGAGGGCCAGGGCCCGCCGUGGGUGCGGGUGCGGGCGCGGGCACGGGUACUGGUCUGCACGUACGCCCGGCUCGGGCUGGAAUCCGAAAUCCAUGCUGCACCCCGAAACUGACGUCGUGGAAUCCCCUCUUACAUUUAGGUGGCAGCAUGAGACUAAUUGUGGCCAAUGGAAUAUAAACAGAAGUGAUCUACACUGGUGCUGCUGAAUGCGUGGUUCAGAGUUCAAUGUUGUUCCAUGAAUUGUUUGUUUCCAGUCUACAACAAGAAACUUAAGACCUCCAGAUUGUUCCUAUGCCAGAUAAGCCCUGAAACCCAGAGGUGCCA